This is a messenger RNA of Drosophila erecta, 813 nucleotides long. RefSeq lists its product as uncharacterized. NCBI's taxonomy places the organism in Eukaryota, Metazoa, Arthropoda, Insecta, Diptera, Drosophilidae. The record is from RefSeq and is a predicted model, not a curated record. The transcript has 5 exons. Bases 1 to 813 code for a protein of 270 amino acids.
AUGGCAGACAUUCCAGAAAAAAGUUCUUACUACAAGAGGGAAAGAAGGAAGUUCGCCUUGAUCACUUACCUACUAACCGCGAUAUUCUUGAUCGUAGCGCUGUUGCAAUGGGCCCUUUUCCGCUUUGUUAACUUUUUAAAUGUAUUUUUUACUUCAUACUAUUGGGUGAGCUGCUUGUUUUUUGGAAUGGGUCUGGUACUCCUCGUUGUUUUCAUAUUCUUUGAGGUACUGCGCUUUAAUAAAAUGGUAAAUUGGUUGUUUGCAGUCCUAAUCUUUGAAUGCAUUGUACUGGGAAUCGCACCGCUGGUUGUCCGCCACUAUAAGUAUCAGUUCCUCCUUAGCUUCCUCAUAUGGACCGUAGCCUUGGCACUCUUUAUUGUCUGCGGUUCCUUCCUUCCGCUUGAUCUUACUUUGGAUGUGGUGGUGCUAUUUGUGCUCGCAGUGGUUUCUAUUAUCGGCGCCAUAUACUUUGUGAUGCUUUACAUCGUGGCUAAUGUCGCAUACUCGUUUGUCAUCGCCCGGUGCUUUAUCGUGAUCAGCAUAUUGAUGUUCGUCAUGUAUCACGCGCAGAUUAUAAACGGUGGAAGGUUUGCAGAGAUGCGCACGAAGGACUACUUCCUGGCAGCAAUCAUACUAUUCCUCGAUUUCCUGCUCCUCUACCUCUUCUCCUUCCAAAUGGCUCCAAAAUGGUCGGAUCUCUGCGACCGCGAACGUUCAAAAAACUGGGUGCUGUUUAGAGAAACUACGACUUCGUAUCCCCCAAAAUGGUGGUAUACGAGGACCUCGUCAACGGAGGGUAUGAUAUCGAGUUAA